Molecule: messenger RNA, 444 nt
Organism: Thecamonas trahens ATCC 50062
Lineage: Eukaryota; Apusomonadida; Apusomonadidae
Exons: 2
Coding region: 1-444 (147 amino acids)
Biological process (GO): mitochondrial respiratory chain complex II assembly
Cellular component (GO): mitochondrion
Source: RefSeq, a predicted model, not a curated record
AUGCUACGCGCCGCCCUCCUUGCCCGCGUCACCCGUGUCACCUCUGCUGCCAUGCCGUUCUCGAACCGCUCGCUCACCCUCUCUGCGGCCCGUGCUGACGACGACGACCACGCGCCGGUCGACUCGCUCGAUGACGCGUCCGCCUUCCUCGACGAUGACGACGAUGACGUCGAGGACUGGGCUGAUGAAACCCCUCCGCCGCCGCUCUACUCCUCCUCCCAUGCUGCCCCGGGCGAGUCGCGCUCCCAGGUCAAUACCGAGACCGGUGAGGUUGGCGGCCCGGCGGGCCCCGAGCCCACCCGCUUCAACGACUGGUCGUUCAAGGGCCGCGAGACUCUCUGGAAUCUGCGAUCUGUGGAGGUGUGCGCCGUUGGCGGCGCCCACCUCUCGCCGCUCCGUCGCAAGCGACGCUGUGACGAGAGGGAACCGGAAACCUCGCGUUAA